Molecule: messenger RNA, 1756 nt
Organism: Suillus clintonianus
Lineage: Eukaryota; Fungi; Basidiomycota; Agaricomycetes; Boletales; Suillaceae
Exons: 2
Coding region: 125-1648 (507 amino acids)
Source: RefSeq, a predicted model, not a curated record
CGCUGAACGUCAUUUGUCUGCUCGUACGCGAUAAGAGCUUGCUAUUCCUUACAACUUAUUCGUUCAGAGCACUGAAGUUUGAACACAUUUUUUUAGGCUUUGUUACUGAUUGGUUCGAACAAAGAUGCACCACUGGAUCCCAGAUGUUGUGCAGCUUAUCUUCGAAUAUGUUUAUGAUCCCAUCCGCGAAGAAGAGGAUAGCGAGGGUCGGGUCACUGUUGCUGGUUUAGCACGAACGUGCCGAGCAUUUAAAGACCCUGCCCAGGACAUCCUAUGGGCUCAGCUCCACUCUUUGGAGGCACUCGUCCUCUGUUCUGGUGGGAGGCGGGAUGCAAAUAGCCAAUUAAUCUGGGAUCGUCCAGCGUAUGAUGCGGACUGGCGCAAUCUCGCGCAAUUCGGAAAACGUGUCCGCACGCUCACAAUUCCACCUCAAUCAAAUAUACGGGACAUCAGUACCAUGCAACUUCUGAGCUGUUUUCCUCUUCCAGGACCCAUUCUUCCGAACCUCACAAGGUUGAAUUGGUUGUCCGAUCGUGAAGACUUCUUCCCUUUCUUACGCCGUUUCUGUGGGCCCAAUUUGACGGCCCUCAGCCUUUCGCCCAUCUCGUGGAGUGUCCGCAAGUGUGCCACCGUUGCAUCGCUUGCACCAUCGUGUCCUUUGCUGAAGGAAUUCAGAUGCGUUGACGCAGAAGAUUCGUCGAUGCAAGCGAUCAGCGAGGCAGUUGUGGGCUGGAAUGAGCUUCAAGUGUUGCAGGUCGGCCUUUUAGAUAAACAUGCUUUGACCCACGCCGGCUCUUUGUCGACGCUUCAAGAGUUGCACUUUUCUGUUACAGAUGAUAUCAGAUACCCGAUGUUGGAAUUUUGCUCCCCCCAUGCUUCGAUGACGAUCUCAACACAGUCACCUUCAUCUAUUCAUGCAUUCAUCCAAAAUGUUCAUUUAUCGACUCAACGUCUGCACCUUUGCUGCGGGCACUAUGAUGGAUUGUUCCCCCAACUUUUCUUCGAGCGCCUAAAAUCAUGCUUCAGGAAUCCCGAGGAGCUUCUAGAGCUGGGGCUCGUGAAAACCAUACGCCACAACAGAUCAAUGAUUAUCAACUCUCGCAUGUUGCAUCCGCUGGUAUCAUUCAAGGGACUCAACUCCUUAAACCUUGCGGACCUAUGCACCGCGCAUAUUGAUGACGCCUUCCUCAAAGAGAUGGCCAUGUCUUGUGUACACCUACAGGAACUUCACCUAGGCGACAAGGGUCGCUGGCCCACUGCCCCGCUGGCAACCUUUGAUGGAGUCGUAUCUCUUAUCAAACACUGCCGUCAGCUCUCCUCUCUAGGAAUUUUCUUCAAUGCCACUUUCGAAAGUGACAUCAUAGAUGUGCUCCAAACCGAUGCCAUUAAUCUAAAUAUCAGAAAUUUUUCCGUCGGUGCAUCCCCCAUCGAUGAUCCUAUGAAGGUCACGGUAGUGCUGUCUUUGUUGAUUCCUAAUGCAAUUCACAUAGAUCAUUGCACACGAGAGUUUGAGUUUCUGGAGCUUCCGGCCAUGGAGGGACAGUGGGACACAGUAAAUGCGUGGUUCAAGCCAUUUGUCUCAGCUCGGAAGCACAGUUGGGAGCAAGGCUGGUUGGAGGGGAAGAUGGUGGUCGAGAAGAAUGAAUAGUAUAAGAAUUAUCUUGAUCAGGCAUAUGUUUUCUGUAUCAAUAAAGGUCUGUGAGAUCGUAUUAUUAUGUUAGGUACAACCCCAUCUCUUAGACCCAACCUUGCGGGU